AUGGCCCCCGCACUCACCGCCAUCCUACUCUCGCUCACCAUCCUCAUCAGCCAAAUCCAACUCGGCCAAUCCGCAAAGCUCAAUCCUAUACCGCUUCUCACCAAACGAGCCGCUCACCACUCCCUCCAUAAACGUGGCGAAGGUAAAUUUCCCGGCCGUGCUACAUUCUAUGACCCCGGUCUAGGUGCCUGUGGACAAACGAACGGACCCGGUGACUUCAUCGUUGCGCUCAACCAGGCCCAGUACACUGCCAACAAAUGGUGUAAUAAGAAGAUCAAAAUCUUCUUCGGUGGCAAGAGCACUGAGGCCACCAUUGUCGAUGAGUGUCCUGGAUGUCCAGAGAACGGCCUCGACAUGUCCCCAUCCUUGUUCGAGUUUUUUGCCUCCAAGGACGUCGGUGUCUUUUACAUGAGCUGGUCCCUUCUCGACGGCUCGUCUGAUGGACCAGACCCAGCGCCGAAACCAGCUCCACCACCACCGCCACCACCGCCACCACCACCACCACCACCAAAGACCGAUGAUCAACCACCCUCACCCCCACCCAAGGACGAAGACGAUCCGCCAGCUAAGGAUCAAGACCAACCCCCACCCAAGAAGGAAAACUCAUCUCAACCCCCGAAAGAUGAUCCGCCCCCAGCCUACAAAAUCGACAACCCUCCUCAGUAUACCUCAACUCCAAGUACAACAUUCGGUUCCCAAUCAAACCCCUUCACUGCCUUCCAAUCAAAUCCCAACCUCCCUUCCGCGGCAGCAGGUGCCGCCAGCGUCGCCCGACCUAACAUUGCUGCCGCCGCACCACCUUCAAUUGCGCCCACUUUUGCUAACCCCACACCAAUCACCAAUCCGAUAUCAUUUCAACCUGUUGGCCAGAUCAAUCCAAUUUAUCCCGGAUCCUACGCGCCCGGUGGAAACCUUGAUGCGAUCAAUCAGCUUAUUAUCUCCUUUGGAUCUCUGGCUGCGGCCAGUGCUGGUAACGCUUUGAACAAUCAAAGCUAA
This is a messenger RNA of Puccinia triticina, 996 nucleotides long. RefSeq lists its product as uncharacterized. The coding region runs from base 1 to 996 and encodes 331 amino acids. The transcript has 3 exons. The record is from RefSeq and is a predicted model, not a curated record. NCBI's taxonomy places the organism in Eukaryota, Fungi, Basidiomycota, Pucciniomycetes, Pucciniales, Pucciniaceae.